Molecule: messenger RNA, 2145 nt
Organism: Gallus gallus (chicken)
Lineage: Eukaryota; Metazoa; Chordata; Aves; Galliformes; Phasianidae
Gene: TMEM70
Product: transmembrane protein 70
Exons: 3
Coding region: 102-842 (246 amino acids)
Biological process (GO): mitochondrial proton-transporting ATP synthase complex assembly
Cellular component (GO): mitochondrial membrane
Source: RefSeq, marked provisional
GGAGGCUGCGCUGGUGCACCGCGCCGUUCCAGUCCCGUUCCGUUCCGUUCCGUUCCCCGCGCGCCUCGCUGUCGGCUGCUGCGGGACGGGCCGUGGCUGCCAUGCUGCUCCGCGCCGCCGGCUGCUGGCGUGCCGCCGCCUCCCGGCCCGGCCCCGUUUGGCUGCGGGGUGCGGAGCACCGUGGGCUCCCGCUUGCCAGCCGCCGUCUGGGCCUGCCCCUGCCUCUGCCUCUGGCCGCGGGGGGACGGCGGCUGCGGAGCGGCUGCGGGGCGCUCCCCGAGGUUGCAUCUUUUCAAGGGGUAGCAGUUCGCAGCCUCAGCACAUCUGCCCCUUCUGACCACCCAGAACAUGGAAGAUUGGUUUAUAAAGGAAACUUAGCAAAAGCAGUGUUAGGUGUGAGAUUUUUUUCCUACUCCACCAGCAUAUUCAACCUGUUCAUGGCACCCUACCUCAUGCUGAAAACUGGUAUUGGAUUUGACAGCCUGUUUCUACAAGCUGCAUUUUAUGGGUUGAUAGGGUUUUUUACAUUUGUUACUCCAGUUACUUUGCAUAUCCUUACAAAGGGCUAUGUAAUUCGACUCUAUUAUAAAGAGGAAAUGGACACAUACACGGCUAUUACAUACAAUGCAAUCUUGGCAGAAAAAGCAACUGUCUUCCAUCAGAAAGAUGUAAAGAUUCCAGACAUCACCAAGAUGUUUACAACAUUUUAUGCUAAAACUAAAUCAAUGCUUGUUAAUCCAACGCUUUUCCCGGAUCCUCAGGAUUAUAACCGUCUCAUGGGCUAUGACAAAGCCUUUUGUUUUGAUUUUGAGGAGGAAGAGAAAGAUGGUGAAAGUAAAUAAUUUGAAGAUAAGGAAUGUCACUUACCGUUCAUUGUGCACUACUAUAAAUGUGAAAGAAUGUUAAACUGUAUUACGGUUUCUAAAGUAUCAGGUAACAUUAGAGUUGCUCAAAUUUUGGAAUGUACUGAAUUUUUGUUUUAAACCUGUAAACAAUAUGUAGAGCUUUUAAAGAGUUAACAACACAAAAUACACAAAAAAUGCUUCUGUUUUUCUUGUGCUUGUUCUUGGUUUAUUUUUUGUUAACUAACCAGGAGAACUGUAACAUGCAUGGACUGUGCUGCAAACUCACCAGCUCUGCUUUAAAAGGAACUGUUGAUAUAAAAAAAAUCUGGGAUGUUCAUUACCUGUCAAGCACAUUGUUAAGUUUUUUAAGAUUAGAGACAAACUACUUAACACAGAAAGGUCGGGCUUCUUUUAACAGAUACUACUCUUCAUCCCAUGAGAGUAGGGUUGGCCUUCACUUCAAAAGGCAGGCAGGUAUUACUGCUAACUCCUCUUGUAAUUUCCUUUUAGAGGUCUGUGGGUCUCUAGAAAAGAUGGACAGAAUAGGUGGAUCACAGCAAUCUCUAUUCACAGCUACUGAAAUGGUUUCCUGAGAUAGAAUCACACUCCCAAGCAGCUCUAUUCCCAGAGAUGGAAAAGAAGUAAGAGCUGUACUGUGAAAAUCUUGCUAAGACAAAUAUUUGUACCAAUUUAAAGCACCAGCAUCUAGUGGUUUAAAUGGAUUCUUUUGGCAUUUAUGAAAGCCAGGGAAACAAAAGGGAAUCUUUACAGAGUACUGUUUAGAGCUUGUGCCUUUAAAAAAUAUACCUCUUGAUAUUUAACUCUGCAAAGAAAGUCACAUUUAGUUCAAGUAAAGAGUAUAAGAUCUUCACAUGUGACUAGGUUGCUUAUAUUAGUUCUGCACUCUGAAUAUGUGGAAAUUGGAUUUAAAUGUUUUUAAACCAAGCAGAGGUUUGUCACAUGAGACUUGUGUACAGAUACAGAUACAUUACUUGUGUACAAGUAAUGAUGGUCCUGAAUAUUUUGAAGCUUAAAAAAUCACUGAAUUAGAAAAGAGUAGGUGCAGAAUUCAAAUUGAUUCUUUCAUGUUAGCAGCGUUAUGUUGAAAAGCCUGAUCUAUCUCUGUUAAGCCAAUAUCACUGGGUAAGUAAGCAGUGAUAUAUUUUUGUAUGUUUAGUGCAUUAUACUGAAGGCAGGGGGCCAGUAAUAAGCAGUUGUAAUCACAUGGUUAUGGUACUUGUUAUUGUUGAAGUCAUGUUUUACACCAAAUUAAACAUUUGUCCAUUGUUUUCGUGUCAAA